Messenger RNA from Copidosoma floridanum, 3328 nucleotides. RefSeq names its product nuclear factor NF-kappa-B family member relish (gene Rel). Gene Ontology annotation, cellular component: cytoplasm. Gene Ontology annotation, biological process: regulation of DNA-templated transcription. Lineage: Eukaryota; Metazoa; Arthropoda; Insecta; Hymenoptera; Encyrtidae. Gene Ontology annotation, molecular function: DNA-binding transcription factor activity, RNA polymerase II-specific; protein binding; RNA polymerase II cis-regulatory region sequence-specific DNA binding. The record is from RefSeq and is a predicted model, not a curated record.
AUAAGGACUCUGAUGGCAAACAAAAAACAAAACGCGCAAUGGGUCUCUCUCCCCGAACCCGAAACCCGACGAGCUUAUCAAGGUUGCCCGUAUAAGCUGUGCUAACUUUCGCAAGUAGCAUGAAUGUUCCGCAGAUCACAGUCAGUUUCCAGUCGAUCUUUCGUGUGUGACGAGCCAACAUCGUUUUAGUGAGUCACUAUAAAUCACCGGGGGAGAAAAGUAGGUGGUUUUAAAAUGCCGGACGCAUUCGAGAAUUACGCGACAUUUUACGAAAUGCACAGGUUGCAGAAUUCGUCUCCCAUGACACCAGGACAGCUAGACAACAUGUUCACUUAUGAUUACAGAAUGAGUACUGCGGGAAAUUAUUCUCCGUCAUCUCUGGAGUCUCCACUAGAAAUGGAGGUGACGGAACAUUAUUCCACGGAACAAUACGUGGACAUGAUCAAUCAAUCUGAAAUAAUCAGCAUUUUAACACCAGAAUUGAAAAUUAUUGUACAACCUGUAGAUAAAUUCAGAUUUAGAUAUAAGUCGGAAAUGAUGGGUACUCAUGGAAGUCUUCUGGGGGAGAGAGAGGAUAGCACUCAUAAAAAAGAAGUACCUACUGUGCAGCUUAUCAACUGUCCCAUGAAAAAUGCAGUUAUAAGGUGUACCUUAGUUACUGCUGAUGAAGAUAGAAGAUUUCCUCAUGCUCAUCAUCUAGUGAGGAAAGAUGGAAACGUUGAUAAAGACGAUCCUCAUGACAUAGAAGUAUCGGAUGAAAAUAACUACACAGCCAUGUUUUGUAAUAUGGGAAUAAUUCAUACCGCGAAAAAAAAUAUAAAAGAAGAAAUAAUUAGAAAAAAAACCAUAGAGUUAAAGGAGGAAAAAAAAAGAAAAGAUCCCAAUGAUACCACAAUCAGUAUUAGAGAAGAUUUACAGAUGAAAUGCGAAGCUGAAGAGGCUCAAAAAUGGAUGAACCUCAACAGUGUUGCUCUUUGUUUUCAAGCCUUGUAUUAUGGAGAAGACAACGUAUUGCACCCGGUAACAGACAAAAUUUAUUCUAGACCAAUAAAUAAUCUUAAAAGUGCUUUGACUGGUGAGUUAAAAAUAUGUAGAAUUGAUAAACACACUAGUUCCUGUGAAGGGAAUGAGGAAAUUUGGUUAUUAGUUGAAAAAGUAGGUAGAAAAAAUAUAAAAGUCAAGUUUUAUGAAGUUGAUGACAGAGAUAAUGUCAUCUGGGAUGCAGAAGGACGAUUCUCAGAACUAGAUGUGCAUCAUCAGUAUGCUAUUACUUUGAGAACACCUCCGUACAAAGAUCUCAACAUAACAAGUCCAGUGCAAGUUUUUUUGAAAUUAGAAAGGCCAUCUGAUGGGGAAACUUCAAAUAUCUUGAAAUUUCAUUACAAGCCAUCAGAUAAGGUUUUAAGUAGAAAGCGACCUCGUCUUUCAUCCACAUCUAAAAGUUUUGAAGAAAUUCAAAAUCGACCACUAAGUAUGCCAAUGGCAGAAACGUAUACCAAUUUCAAUGAUUUUAACGUUUCUGAAGAAAUAAGAAAACUUACAGUUGCAGAAAACUUUCCUAAAGAUUUAAAAGAUUUUGUAUUGAGCUCAUCUUUUGAGGAUUACUUAAGUUUAUUAUCAAGCCAAACUACAGAACAAGGUAAUCUUUUAACGCCUGGUCUGACUACUGAUGGCAUAGACAAAACCGAACUGGAUAAGGCAUACGAGGAUUUUGCUAAAGACACCCUGAAAAAAAUUAUGUCAGUCUUAAAAGAAAUAGAAGCUAGUCAUGGCACGCAAGAAGAAGCGACCAGAAAAGUGCAAGAUUUAUUACAAGAGACCACGUAUUACGGGGAUGGUCCCUUGCAUUUUGCAUUGCGUUAUGAACAGUAUGAGACAGCAAAAAAUAUCAUCAUGGUUUUAGCUGUCGAUCCUUCGUUGAAAAAUAUAGUUGACUUACAAAACAGUGCUGGACAGACAGCAUUACAUUUAGCUGUAUUACAAGGCAAGUCUGAUAUCGUUCGGCCUCUUUUAAAACUUGGAGCUGAUCCCAAUCAAUGUGACGAAGUGGAUGCUAACGCAUUACACUGUGCUGUAAUUGUGGAAGCCAAUGCUUGCAUUGAUGAGCUUCUGAAAUCUGAUCAAAAAAUUAACCUAGAAGCCCAUAAUGAAUCAGGUUGGUCGGCUCUGCAUUUAGCAGCAAAGGUGGGUUCACUGCACGCUGUGCGAGCACUCGUUGAGGCCAACGCCGAUAUUAAUUCUACGGAUAUGUCGUAUGGCAGAACGGCUCUUCAUAUUGCUGUUGAUUUUAAUCACAAACACAUCGUCAAAUUUCUUCUUAAGAAUACGAGUAUUGAUGUGAAUAUGAGGAAUUUUGGCGGAAACACAGCUCUGCACAGUGCCGUUGUCAAAGGUGGCAGAUGCGCUGAAGAACUGGUGAAAAUUUUGAAAGAAUACGAUGCGGAUCCUAGAAUAAGAAACAAUAAUGCAAGUCGAGAUACCGAAGAAGAACGUAGUGAUUCGCCGAUCUUAGAACUACCGAGUGAAACAAUUAGCGAACCAUCAAAUCAAUUACCAUCCGAGAAAAUAAGUGAGAGGCUUAGUAAGAGAUUUUGCGAAAUUCCAAAAGAAUGUUCUUUAAGUAAACGAUCGAGUUUACAAUUAAGUGAUCAAAGAAGUAAGCAGAUAAGGGGGGAAAUAACAUCUUCAAUGGAGUUAUUAACAACAAUCAAAAGCGAAAAUGAAAACUUUGGAGAGUCUUCGUUUGAUCUUGCAAGAAAUGAUCCAACACUGAUUCAACUAUUGAACGGUGCAGAAAGACCGCCAGAUAUUGUUCACGAAGAGUUGGAUUUAAAAGAAGAAUCUGACGAUGACAUAGCUCUGCAACAGCGAGCCAUAAUGAACAUACGUUCGAUUGUUAAAGAAAGUUUUGUCUCAAAACCAACAUUUCCUGCUAUACCUACUCCAAAAAAAAGAGGGCGUAAAAAAAAGCAGCCAAUAGAAUUACAGCAGCUGCAACAGGAACAAAAACGCCAACAACAGCUUGAACAGUUGGGACAGGGUGACGAAAAACUUACCGAAAUGCACAUAAAACGACUUACACCAGUUUUAGACAAGACUGGAGAUUGGGAAAAAUUGGCACAACACAUGAGCCAAGGAUCGCUAAUCAGACUGCUCAAAAAAGCAGAUAGCCCAUCGACAUCACUUUUUAGAAAGCUAAAAUUGACACAUCCGAAUUUAACCGUUCGACAAAUGAAAAAACUUCUCAUUGAAGUUCAGUCCUUCGAAGCAGCAACUGAACUUGAAAUAAGAUGAAAAAACGAAAAAGAUGAAAGAUGAUUUUUUUUUA